Scleropages formosus (Asian bonytongue) is the source of this 1137-nucleotide messenger RNA. It is a transcript of the gene gmpr, whose product is annotated as guanosine monophosphate reductase. Gene Ontology annotation, biological process: nucleotide metabolic process. The transcript has 9 exons. The record is from RefSeq and is a predicted model, not a curated record. Bases 72 to 1109 code for a protein of 345 amino acids. Gene Ontology annotation, cellular component: GMP reductase complex. Gene Ontology annotation, molecular function: GMP reductase activity. Lineage: Eukaryota; Metazoa; Chordata; Actinopteri; Osteoglossiformes; Osteoglossidae.
GGUGGCUGGGGAUCAGGCCUGGUGCUUGUCGCAGCUUCGCUUACGUCCGUGUUUCUAUCAGGGCCGUCGCCAUGCCAAGGGUGGACGCGGACCUCAAGCUCGACUUCAAAGAUGUCCUCUUCAGACCCAAGAGGAGCAGCCUGAAGAGCAGAUCUGAGGUGGACCUGCAGAGAACCUUCACCUUCCGCAACUCCAAGCAGACGUACCAGGGCAUCCCUGUCAUCGCAGCCAACAUGGACACCACGGGCACCUUCGAGAUGGCGCGGGCGCUGAGCAAACACACGCUCUUCACCACCAUCCACAAGCACUACUCCCUGGACGAGUGGAAGAAGUUUGCAGCCGAGUCUCCGGAGUGUUUGGAGCAUGUAGCCGCCAGCUCGGGCAGUGGCCAGGCCGACCUGGAGAAGCUGUCCAGCAUCCUGGCGGAGAUCCCGCUCAUCAAGUACAUCUGCCUGGAUGUAGCCAACGGCUACUCUGAGCACUUUGUGGAAUUCGUCCGAACCGUGCGGGAGAAGUUCCCCAACCACACCAUCAUGGCUGGCAAUGUGGUGACUGGGGAGAUGGUGGAGGAGCUUAUUCUCACUGGUGCUGACAUCAUCAAAGUGGGCAUCGGCCCAGGUUCCGUGUGCACCACCCGUAUCAAGACGGGUGUGGGCUAUCCUCAGCUCAGUGCCGUCAUCGAGUGCGCCGACUCUGCCCACGGCCUCAAAGGACACAUCAUAUCUGACGGAGGGUGCAGCUGUCCGGGGGAUGUGGCUAAAGCUUUUGGUGCGGGUGCUGACUUUGUGAUGCUGGGUGGGAUGCUGGCGGGACACGAUCAGUGUGCUGGUGACACCAUCGAGAGGAACGGCAAGAAGAUGAAGCUCUUCUACGGCAUGAGCUCGGAAACAGCAAUGAAGAAGUAUGUUGGAGGAGUGGCCGAGUACAGGGCCUCGGAGGGCAGGACCGUGGAGAUUCCCUACCGGGGGGAUGUGGAGAACACGGUCCGGGACAUCCUGGGGGGGCUGCGCUCCACCUGCACCUAUGUGGGGGCUGCCAAGCUGAAGGAGUUGAGCCGCCGCACCACCUUCAUCCGAGUCACGCAGCAGUCCAGCAACAUGUUCAACUAAUCUCACACACAAACACACACACAAACAC